AUGAAAAUUUAUAGCCAUGAUGCAGGGGAAGAGUAUGCUGAUGUCAACAAGGAUGACCUCAAAUUUGGGGGCUUAUAUGAAGGUCUUAAGGCGAACAGGACAGAAGACGGCCGGAUUCUGCUCUUUAGGCCUGAACUUAAUGCUCUAAGAAUGAAGAUGGGUGCAGAGAGAUUGUGCAUGCCAUCUCCUUCUACUCAGCAAUUCACUGAUUCUAUAGAGCAAACAGUCCUAGCCAACAAGCGUUGGGUAUUGACAUUUUCACUUCGGACCCUGCACUUCUGGAACUUACAAUUCAACUACUUAGUUUUCGAUAUGAUUGCACCAGGUGUUUUACAAUUCAACUACUUAGUUUUCGAUAUGAUUGCACCAGGUGUUUUACAAUUCAACUACUUUUACCGAUCGAUAUUGAUACCGAAACUCAGUAUAUAA
Molecule: messenger RNA, 429 nt
Organism: Prunus armeniaca (apricot)
Lineage: Eukaryota; Viridiplantae; Streptophyta; Magnoliopsida; Rosales; Rosaceae
Source: the annotation of a GenBank genome assembly